This is a messenger RNA of Malania oleifera, 3187 nucleotides long. RefSeq names its product transcription initiation factor TFIID subunit 5. The coding region runs from base 850 to 2853 and encodes 667 amino acids. Gene Ontology annotation, biological process: transcription initiation at RNA polymerase II promoter. Gene Ontology annotation, molecular function: RNA polymerase II general transcription initiation factor activity; protein binding. Gene Ontology annotation, cellular component: transcription factor TFIID complex. The record is from RefSeq and is a predicted model, not a curated record. The transcript is spliced from 19 exons. NCBI's taxonomy places the organism in Eukaryota, Viridiplantae, Streptophyta, Magnoliopsida, Santalales, Ximeniaceae.
CCCAGCCUGCCCUUCUUCCCAUUUCCUAUUUCAAUCGCCGCGGCUGGCUCCUGCUAUCCCCUUCAGCCAUUCACAUUUCCACUCCUCCAAGGAACCCUAAUAUGAAAUCUCUUCUGUCUUACCCACACCCAGCCCUCGGCCCAGCAUGCACUCCGCCGGCACCCUAGGUAGCCCAGCACCAGCACGUCGUCGCCGCACGCGGUCCUUCUCCCUCCCACUCUGAGCCUCCCUCAAUCUCCGACUCUCCCUCUCACGAUCUCGCCCCUCUCGAGUCUCGGACUCUCGGCUCACUCUUAGUCUCACUGUCUCAGGCCUCAAUCUCCCUCUGUCUCGGCUCUUCAGCCUGCAAACAGAGACUUAGUCGGUCCAUCUGCAUUUUUUGUUUUUAUUUUAUAUUUUUUUAAAGAUUUAAUAAAUAAAAUAAGAGUACUUUUUUUUUAAAAAGUAAAAUAUAUAAUUAUUUUUUAAAUAGGUAACCCGUGAUUCGUAACAUUGACCCGUUUAUAAAUCCGCCCGUUGACGACGGCCCGACCCAUUUAAAAUUAAAAUCUGACUAUCUGAGUAUAGUGCGGAAAAACCCUUCACCGAUCUACGGCCGGCGGAGCCCGUUCGUCUCUCUUUUUCUCCUCUUUUCCCAAUUCUCUACGAAAUACGAGCAGCCCAACCCAGAGUGUCGUCCGUUUGCUCUCGCCGCCGAUUAGCAGAGGUCUGGGCAGUAGAAGUCUCUACAGCGGCGUUCUGGGGGGAGCUUGGAAGCCUCUACAGUGACGUUCUUGGGGGAGCUUCCCACUUCUUUCGUCUAGGAACUCUCCAUAUCGCUUGCAUUUAGUAAGAGAGAGAGAAGGAGAGAUGGAUGAAGAAAAGAUUGAGAAAGUAGUGAUGACGUUUCUGAAGAAGAGGGGUUUUAAGCUAACGGAGCUAGCUUUCCAAGAAGAACAGCAAACCAAGAACUCCUCUUCUUCUUCCACUGCUACAUCCCAGACUGAUCCCGAUAUCGCCAAGCAGAUCCUUGCAUAUUCUGAAUCAGAGAGUGGGCCUGCACGAUAUCAUGAUGGAUAUAGCAAGCUAAGAUCAUGGACUUACAGUUCACUGGAUUUGUACAAGCAUGAGUUGCUUCGUGUGCUUUAUCCAGCAUUUAUCCAUUGUUUCAUGGAUCUUGUUGCAAAAGGUCACAUUCAAGAAGCUCGAACCUUUUUCAAUAGCUUCCGUGAAGACCAUGAAAUGCACUCAAGAGACCUACAAAAAUUGGAAGGAGUGCUUUCUCCUUCACAUCUGGAGGAGAUGGAAUUUGCUCAUUCUCUGAGGCAGAGCAAAGUCAACAUAAAAAUAUGUCAGUACUCUUACGAGCUGCUGCUGCAAUAUUUACACAAGUCACAAUCCAUCACGAUACUUGGGAUUAUCAAUGAGCAUAUUAAUUUUCAAGUUUCUUCAGGACAGCCGAGCUCAAUUUCUGAUGAUGCUGAGGUUGUAACACUCUUUGGCGGUAGCCAAGAGGCAGCCAAUCAGAUAAAUCAGAAAGAGAUACAUUGGGGGUUGCUUGAAGAUUCUUUAGAAGAACGCUUGGAGAAGGUCGGGGGUUUGCUUUCAGAUGUUGAAAAGGCAGAAGGGGAAAUCAAGGAUGGAGAGUUGGAAGAGAAUAAGAAACGAUCAGCUGAAGGAAAAAAGGAAGGUGCUUCUGUCAAAAAGCUGAAAAAGGACAAGGUUGUUGGUGCAAGUGGGAAGAGUGUGCGGCCUGAUGCUAACAGCGUUUCCAUGGCACCUCGAGUCAGACCAGAGCUUACGCUGCCCAUAAUGUCAACAGAUGUUGAACAGUCUAUUCUGGAAGACCUAAGAAACCGGGUACAAUUGAGUAGUGCAGCACUGCCAUCAGUCAGUUUUUAUACCUUCAUCAACACACAUAAUAGUUUAAAUUGUGCAUCAAUAUCCCAUGAUGGAUCUUUGGUUGCUGGUGGAUUCUCAGAUUCAUCACUGAAGGUUUGGAACAUGGCAAAGCUUGGACAAGAAUCUGGCAAUUCUAUUCUGCAGGGUGAAAAUGAUCCCAGUCACACUGGACAAAAUGGUGGGAAAAGAUCUUAUGCAUUAUUUCAAGGUCAUUCAGGGCCUGUUUAUUCUGCAACUUUUAGUCCCAUGGGGGAUUUUAUCCUUUCCUCUUCUUCAGACUCAACAAUUCGGUUGUGGAGCACAAAACUGAAUGCGAAUCUUGUUUGUUACAAGGGGCAUAAUUACCCUGUAUGGGAUGUUCAGUUUAGCCCUUUCGGACAUUAUUUUGCCAGUGCUUCCCAUGAUAGAACAGCAAGGAUUUGGUCUAUGGACAGAAUACAACCUUUACGAAUAGUAGCUGGCCACUUGUCUGAUGUCGAUUGUGUGCAAUGGCAUGCAAACUGCAACUACAUUGCAACUGGAUCAAGUGACAAAACAGUUAGAUUGUGGGAUGUACAGAGCGGAGAGUGUGUCCGUAUUUUCAUUGGUCAUCGCAGUAUGAUCUUAUCUUUGGCAAUGUCACCUGAUGGUCGUUAUAUGGCAUCUGGUGAUGAGGAUGGCACUAUCAUGAUGUGGGAUCUCUCUAGUGGUCGUUGUGUUACACCUUUGGUCGGUCAUAGCUCCUGUGUAUGGACAGUUGCUUUUAGCUGUGAAGGUUCACUUUUAGCAUCUGGGUCUGCUGAUUGCACUGUAAAAUUAUGGGAUGUAACCACAAGCACAAAGGUUCCUAGAACAGAGGAAAACAAAAGCGCAAAUACCAACAGGCUCAGAUCAUUGAAGGCUCUGCCAACGAAGUCCAGCCCGGUAUACAGCCUAAGGUUCUCUCGACGGAAUCUUCUAUUUGCAGCUGGGGUUCUCUCAAAAGGUGUAUAGAUUUGCAGUCGAUCAAGAAAGCACGAUUUUUGACAGAAGGUGGUUGGCUUAAAUUGCUGGGUGCAGAAUCUUGGCUUGCCAACCUCUCCUGUAAAAAUCAACUUUAUUAACUUUGAAUUUAUAGCGUGUAAUCUUUGGCAUCUUUUAUGUUUUCCCUUUUCCUUCCCCUGAUUUUUCCUUAAUGUGGUACUGCAUGUAAAACUGCUGCAGACUCUGGAUAGCAGACCUUUGGUCGGCGCACAAUGUGUUCCUAUUUAUUCAUUCACUGUAACAGUAGUAGCCUGCCGUCAUUUAUCUACAGAGGAUUUUUUUUUUCCUCUGAACUCCUGAAAAA